GUCAGCCAGCUGGGGUUGCUAGGUAACAGAUGAAAACAAGAGCAACUGUGGGAUCAUGGCUUCUAACUACACAGCUAAUCAGUUUGAAAAUGCCUUUGAUGCAAACUAUCUUCGGAACUGGUGCAUCGCCAAAGGCUCCAAAAAGCAACCUGAAGCCCAUGAAGGCUACACUCAGAUCAUCGCUAAUGAUCGUGGUCAUCUGCUACCUUCAGUUCCUCGUUCCAAGGCCAAUCCCUGGGGCACAUUCAUGGGCACUUGGCAAAUGCCUCUGCAGAUACCACCAGCUCGAAUAAACUUGACUGCCCGUUCCACUGCAGCUGCCAACCGACUAUUAAACUGGGUGCAGAAAAACCCUGACUUGCUCAAUGCCUCCAAUGGACUAUGUCCAGAAAUCCGAGGCCAUCCCCAAGAUUCAGGACCACGUGGAAACCGUAACACCCCAAAGCUCCAGGAGAAGACUGCUACUCCAAAAGCUGUACAAGAGACUCCACCUCCCUCUCCAGCUGCAAAUUCUCCAGCCGCACAAUCUCCAGCCCCAAAUUCUCCAGCUGCAAAUUCUCCAGCCCCAACCUCCUCACCCUCAAGAAGCCUCCCCAAUGCCUCCCCACCCCCACAUCCACCCCCAAAUCAAAUCUGCUCAUGCUAUUGUACUUGUUGUUGCUGCCGCCCUGCAAAGAUAGCACCCAAAAGAUCCUCGACUUCAGAGGUCUACUCCAGUAGUAAUGAGCCUGAGGACCAGGAAAUUCAAGAGAGGAAUAUUGAAAAUGAGGAAGCCCAGCAGGAGAAAGGAGCACCAGCUCCAUUAAGUCCCAAGAAGAUAACAGAAUAAACCUAAUUCUGCUUGAGGAAUGUCAAACAGGUUAUAUGGGGUUUGGAUAAAGGGAAAUUUAAAAAAAUAAAAUGUGAAGUUUUCGUUUGA
Messenger RNA from Antechinus flavipes (yellow-footed antechinus), 919 nucleotides. RefSeq names its product cilia and flagella associated protein 126 (gene CFAP126). The record is from RefSeq and is a predicted model, not a curated record. The coding region runs from base 56 to 829 and encodes 257 amino acids. NCBI's taxonomy places the organism in Eukaryota, Metazoa, Chordata, Mammalia, Dasyuromorphia, Dasyuridae. The transcript is spliced from 5 exons. Gene Ontology annotation, biological process: cilium organization. Gene Ontology annotation, cellular component: ciliary basal body.